Molecule: messenger RNA, 1881 nt
Organism: Trichoplusia ni (cabbage looper)
Lineage: Eukaryota; Metazoa; Arthropoda; Insecta; Lepidoptera; Noctuidae
Exons: 1
Coding region: 1-1881 (626 amino acids)
Biological process (GO): chromatin remodeling
Cellular component (GO): nucleus
Molecular function (GO): catalytic activity
Source: RefSeq, a predicted model, not a curated record
AUGGACAGAAUAAAUGACUUGAGCGAUAGGGCUAGGGCGUACCCCUCAGGCGACGCGCAGGGGCAGCACCCGGCUCUUGUGAGAAGUGGACAAGGGUUGUCGCACCAGAACGGGCGGGUGCGACGUAAGAAGCGAGCCCAGAGUGUGAGAGAAAUAAGGUUGAGGUGUGCGAGCUGGAAUAUAGGAACGAUGACUGGAAGAGGAAGAGAGCUGGCAGAUGUGUUAAAAAGGCGAAGAAUAAAUGUAGCGUGUCUGCAAGAAACAAAAUGGCGGGGUGGAAGGGCUCGAGAGAUAGGAGAAGGAUAUAAGUUUUACUAUUGUGGUAGUGAUGGAAAGAGAAAUGGUGUGGGUGUAGUUCUAGACAACAGGUUGAAAGAAAGUGUGGUUGAUGUUAAAAGAGUGAAUGAUAGACUGAUAGCGGUUAAAGUGAUUGUGGACGACAUCAUCUUCAACAUAGUAAGUGUAUAUGCGCCACAAUCAGGUUGUGAAGAGAGUGUGAAGGAGAAGUUUUGGAACGACUUUGACUGUUUGAUGAUGAAUGUGCAGGAUAAUGAGGAAGUGUUUAUAGGUGGUGACUUUAAUGGACACGUAGGAAGAGAGAGUGAUGGAUAUGAGAGAGUGCAUGGUGGUCGGGGAUUCGGAAACCGGAACACUUACGGCGAGGCACUGUUACAAGCUGCCUGUGCUUUCGACCUGGCCAUAACUAAUACGUGGUUUAGGAAAAGAGAGGAACACCUUAUAACCUACAAGAGUGGCCACCACGCGACACAGAUAGACUUUCUCAUAAAUUUUUCUCAAAAUUUCUUUCUAAUAAAGCGAAGGAGUCUAUGCUGUGUUAAAAACUGCAAAGUGCUGCCAGGCGAAGCAUUAGUUACCCAACACAGACUGAUUGUUUUGGAGGCCAAAUUUAGUGUCUCGCCCAAAAUCAGGAAACACCGACCCCCCCCAAAGACACGAUGGCGUAUGUUACAGAAGGAAGAAUGUGCUACUAUGUUUAGGAAUCAAGUUGUGGAUAAGAUGACGGAAAUGAGUGAGAUGGAAGGAAAAUCUGUGAAUGAAUGCUGGAGUGAGAUGGCAAAGUGUAUAAGAGAAAGCGCAAAAGACGUAUGUGGAGAGUCAAAAGGUAAAGGUUUGAUAGACAGGGAUACAUGGUGGUGGAAUGAAGAGGUACAAAACGUCCUUAAAGAAAAAAAGGCCGCGUUUAAAGAAUGGCAAGGGGUAGAAAUUAUGAAUGCAAGUUUGAAAGAUGAGAAAAAGGCAUUUUACAAUGAAUGCAAGAAGAGAGCAAAGAAGGCGGUAGCAGUUGCCAGGGCUAGGGCGCAGGAGAGGUUAUACGAAACUCUAGAUAGCCCUAGUGGCCAAAAGGUACUCUACCGAAUUACAAAAGAGAGAGAAAGACGAGCAAGAGAUGUAAUACAUAUGAAAUGCAUGAAAGAUGAGUGUGGAGAUUUAUUAUGUGAAGAUGACAAAAUAAAAGAGCGAUGGAAGGUGUAUUUUGAAAAACUUAUUAACGAAGAGAAUGGCUGGAAUGGUUUACUUCAAGAGGCACAGGUUAAUAAGGGAUUGAUAAGAGAAAUUAGCAUGGAGGAAGUAAUGACAGCAGUUAAAGGCAUGAAAGAUGGUAAGGCUUUGGGACCGGAUGAAAUACCAGGUGAAGUAUGGAAGGUGCUAAAGUAUGAAGGAUAUGUGUGGCUGACUUUGUUCUUCAAUAAGUUGUUGCAUGAAGAAGACAUCCCACAAGAAUGGUGUACCAGCUCGCUAGUGCCCAUCUUCAAAAAUAAAGGGGAUGUUCAAGAUUGCAACAACUAUAGGGGGAUAAAGCUCACAUACUAUGAAAGUAUGGGAAAAGGUGUUAGAGAAAAGAUUGAGAGAAGAGAGUGA